Molecule: messenger RNA, 7170 nt
Organism: Pocillopora verrucosa
Lineage: Eukaryota; Metazoa; Cnidaria; Anthozoa; Scleractinia; Pocilloporidae
Product: myosin-10
Cellular component (GO): cytoplasm; myosin II complex; myosin filament
Molecular function (GO): actin filament binding; microfilament motor activity; ATP binding
Source: RefSeq, a predicted model, not a curated record
ACAUCUCAUCGGAGUAAGUUCCUUAAGGACUCGUUCAGAAAUUAUCGCAAUUGGUGGGUUUUUCUUUAUUUUGCCUUUGUUGGAGACCAGUUUGGAAAGCACGGCUUCUUUGGUAUCGAAAAAUAAGUUUAAAGUGUUGUUUGCUGAGCUCGGCUCGGAUUUAAACGCUCAUCAAAAACAUGGAGAAUGAAAUGAAAUAUUUGGCCGUCGAUCGGGCAGCCAUUGCUGAUCCAGCGGCCCAAGCCAAAUGGUCAGCGAAGAAGCUGGUGUGGAUUCCUGACGACGAACAUGGAUUUGUGGCUGCAAGCGUGAAAGAUGAUAAGAAAGACUCAGUGGUUGUCGAAUUAGAAGGAGGAAAACGAAAGACUGUGAACAAGGAUGACAUUCAAAGAAUGAACCCACCCAAAUUUGAGAAGGUGGAAGACAUGGCUGACUUGACCUGUUUGAACGAAGCUAGCGUGUUGCACAAUCUGAAAGACAGAUACUUCUCUGGACUUAUCUAUACGUACUCAGGUCUUUUCUGUGUCGUUGUGAACCCUUACAAACGCUUACCUAUUUACACGGACAAAGUAGUGGACAUGUAUCGUGGAAGGAAGCGACACGAAGUACCUCCUCAUAUCUACGCUAUAACAGACAACGCGUAUCGAAGUAUGCUUCAAGACCGUGAAAACCAGUCAAUUCUCUGCACGGGAGAGUCAGGUGCUGGGAAAACAGAGAAUACCAAGAAAGUAAUUCAGUACUUGGCAACAGUGGCUGGUCACUCACACAGCAAAACAGCACAGACUCCGAAGAAAUCUGGUUCAACUAGUUCAGCUGUCAGCACAAAGAUUGGAUUAUCUGGAAGCCAGGUGGAGUUGGAGAGGCAACUUCUUGCUGCUAACCCCAUCCUUGAAGCUUUUGGAAAUGCUAAGACAGUGAAGAAUGACAACUCAUCACGUUUUGGAAAGUUCAUUAGAAUCAACUUUGAUGCAUCAGGAUUCAUUGCUGGUGCCAAUAUUGAAUCUUACCUUCUUGAGAAAUCACGUGCUGUGCGACAAACACCAAAUGAGAGAAGUUUUCACAUUUUCUACCAAGUCCUCAAUGGUUUAGACAAAAAGGCCAGAGCGGACAUGCUGUUUCAAGAUGCAGGCUCAUAUAAUUAUUUGAGCAAUGGUAAUUUACCAGUAAAUGGUUGGGAUGAUGCAGCAGACCUCCAGGAUUCUUUGACUUGCAUGAGGGACAUGGGAAUUCCAGAGGAUGACAUAAAUGCCCUUUUCCGUGUAGUGUCUGCUGUUCUUCAGUUUGGCAACAUGGCUUUCAAGGAGGAGAGAAGUUCAGAACAAGCUAUAAUGCCAAGCAAUGAAGUUGCUCAGAAAGUUUGCCAUUUACUUGGUAUUCCUGUUACGGAAUUUUCCAAGGCUGUACUGAGACCAAGAGUAAAAGUUGGCCGUGACUAUGUACAGAAGGCUCAAACAAAAGCCCAAGCAGAGUUUGCCAUUGAGGCUGUUUCUAAGACUCUCUAUGAAAGAAUGUUCAAGUGGAUUGUGCUCAGGAUAAACAAAUCCCUGGACAGAACCAAGCGAGAAGGAGCUUCAUUUAUUGGCAUCCUGGAUAUUGCAGGAUUUGAAAUCUUCCAAAUGAACUCUUUUGAACAGCUCUGCAUCAACUAUACCAAUGAAAAACUGCAACAGCUUUUCAAUCACACAAUGUUCAUUUUGGAGCAGGAAGAGUACAGGAAGGAAGGAAUUGAAUGGAAAUUCAUUGACUUUGGACUGGAUCUGCAACCCUGCAUUGAUUUAUUGGAGAAGCCAAUGGGAUUGAUGGCUCUGUUAGAUGAAGAAUGCUGGUUUCCAAAAGCCACAGACAAGUCAUUUGUAGAAAAAGUUAUCAAGGAGCACAGUAAACAUCAGAAGUUCAAGAUCCCAGAGUUCCGCUCUGAAGCUCAUUUCACGGUCAUCCACUAUGCUGGCAAGGUUGACUACAACAGCAAUCAGUGGCUGAUGAAAAACAUGGACCCCCUCAACGACAACAUCAUUUCUCUGCUGCAGAAUUCCUCAGACAAUUUUGUUAGUCUUCUUUGGAAAGAUUCAGAGAACAUUGUCAGUAUGAAUGCAACUCAGAGCGAAACUCCGUUUGGUAGUAAAGUGCGUAAGGGAAUGUUCAGAACUGUCAGCCAGCUGUACAAGGAACAACUAGCCAAACUGAUGGUGGUUCUUCACAACACCAAUCCUAACUUUGUGAGGUGUAUUAUUCCAAAUCACGAGAAAAGAGCUGGUAAGAUUCACGCGCAGCUUGUACUAGACCAACUAAGGUGUAAUGGUGUCCUGGAAGGAAUUAGGAUCUGCCGACAAGGUUUCCCGAACAGGAUGCUUUUCCAGGAAUUUAAACAGAGAUAUGAGUUGCUGACACCAGGAGUCAUUCCUAAGGGUUUUAUGGAUGGAAGAAAAGCCUGUCAGAAAAUGCUGGAGGUUCUCGAGCUGGACACGAAUUCUUAUCGUAUCGGCCAGUCCAAGAUCUUCUUCAGGGCAGGUGUGUUGGCUCAUUUGGAGGAGGAACGUGAUCUGAAACUGACAGAGAUCAUCACUGUUUUCCAAGCCUUCUGCCGUGGGAACAUCGCAAGAAGGCACUACAACAAGCGGGUUCAACAACUAAGCGCUAUUCGCGUUAUUCAACGAAACUGCCUCAGUUACCUUAAACUGCGCAACUGGCAGUGGUGGCGCCUAUUCACGAAGGUGAAGCCGUUGCUCAACGUGACCAGGACAGACGAAGCGCUUCGCGAAGCUCUCGACCUGAAGAAAGCGAACGAAGAGAAGUUGGAAAAGUCUGAAGCAGCAGUCACCGAGCUGGAGAGGAAAUUCAGUCAGGUAUCUGAGGAAAAGAACAUCAUGCAAGAGCAGCUUGAAAGAGAACGCGACGCCUUCCAAGAGGCUGAUGACAUGCGUCAAAGGCUGCAGACCCGAAAGCAGGAGCUGGAAGAAUUGUUGAACGAUCAGAUGGAGCGAUUUGACGAAGAGGAAGAGAAGGUUCUUAGUCUUACCGAAGAGAAGAAGAAACUGAUGAAGGAUAUUCAAGACUUGGAGGAUAGCUUGGAAGAGGAAGAAGCUGCCAGACAAAAGCUUCAGCUUGAGAAGGUCUCUGUUGAGGCCAAAUUGAAGAAGCAGGAGGAGGACCUGACUUUAAUGGAAGACUCCAAUUCUAAAUUGACGAAGGAUAAGAAAUCCUUAGAAGACAAGCUACAGGAGACAAACCAAGCUCUCGCCGACGAAGAGGAGAAAGCUAAAGGCUUGGCCAAACAGAAAGCUAAACAGGAUGCUCUCAUUGCAGAUCUCGAAGAACGAUUGCGAAAUUCAGAAAAGGCUUGCCAAGACUUGGAAAAAAUCCGCCGAAAGUUAGAGGCUGAACUCGCUGAUGUACAUCACCAACUGGAAGAAGCCAAACAAACGAUCCAAGAUCUGGAGGCGACCAUUCAUAAAAAAGACAUGGAAUUGAAUGACUUGAAUGCCAGGGCUGAUGAAGAAUCUGCCAGGAGAAGCGAGCUCGAGAAAACCAAGCGAGAACUGGACAAUCAGUUGGAAGAACUGAAGGAGGAUUUAGAGGCUGAGAAAAGUGCGAGGACAAAGGCUGAGAAACAACGGCGGGAACUCGGGGAGGAAUUGGAGUCCCUCAAGUCGGAACUCGAAGAAUCGAUUGACACCACUGCUGCUGCUCAGGACAUGAGGAACAAACGAGAAGAAGAGCUGAUGAAACUUAAGAGGAGCGUGGACGAAGAAACUGUAGCACACGAGGCUGCCAUGGCACAACUUCGGCAGAAACACACUCAAGCAGUGGAGGAACUGAACGUAGAACUGGAAACAACCAAAAAGGGCAAAGCUCAACUUGAAAGAGCCAAGGCACAUUUAGAGGAAGGCAACUCGCAACUGAAAUCCGAAGUCGAGGAAUUAAGCAGUCGAAAGACCGAGGCUGAACGCAAAGUGAAAGUGUUGGAAAACCAAGUCGCUGAGGCGAACGCCCGGCUCACCGAUGAUGAACAUCACGUCAGUGAGCUCCAAAGUGCCAAAGUUAAAUUACAGAAAGAGAUGGAAACGGCAAACACUCAAGUGGAGGAACUUGAAUCCAGGUGUUCAACUGCAGAGAGAGCGAAGGCCAUGCUUGAAUCGCAACUUGCAGAAACACAGGAAUCUUUAUCAGAUGAAACCCGCCAAAAACUUGCACUUAGCAAUAAACUCAAAGAUUCUGAUGCAGAAUUAAAUCGCCUGCAAGAUCAACUCGACGACGAAGAAGACGCCAAGGUCGCGCUUCAGAAGAACCUCUCCCAAGUUCAAGCGCAAGUCGGAGAACAAAAGAAACUUGCGGAUGAUCGCUCCGCACUUCUUGAAGAGGCCGAGCAGGCCAAGAAAAAAAUGGCGCGAGAGGUUGAAACCCUACAAGCACGUGUAGAUGAACUAAGCGCCAAUAACAGCAAACUGGAGAAAACUAGGAAAAGGUUGCAAGAUGAGGUCGACGAUGUGCAACUCAACUUGGAGAAGGAGAAGGCUCAAGUCAGUGCCCUGGAGAAGAAACAGAGAAAGUUUGAUCAGUUGCUCGCAGAAGAGAAAGCCGUUUCUGAGAAGAACGCUAUGGAAAGGGAUAACGCUGAACGAGACGCCAGACAGAAUGAAACAAAGGUUAUCUCUCUCACGCACGAAUUGGAGGAGCUUCAAGAGAAGCUUGGAGAAACUGAAAGAGUCCGCAAGGCUGCACAGAAUGAACUCGAAGCCAUGAUGGAAAGCAAAGAUGACUUCGGCAAAAACGUGCACGAGUUGGAGAAGGCUAAACGGUUGUUAGAAGCUCAACUCGAAGAGAAGAAACAACAGAUCGAAGAACUUGAGGACGAGCUGCAGAUCACCGAGGAUGCCAAGCUGAGGAUGGAGGUCAACAUGCAAGCCGCCAAGACUCAGUUUGAUAGAGAACUGGCUGCAAGGGACGAGCAGAACGAAGAGAAGAGGAAAGCGUUACUCAAACAGCUCCGUGAACUUGAGAGCGAACUGGAUGAAGAGCGCAAGGGCAGAGUUAGCGCUGCUAACGCUAAGAAGAAGAUCGAAAUGGAUAUGGCUGAUCUGGAAGAACAACUUGACGCAAGCAACCGUGUGAAGGAAGAUGGCAUCCGUCAACUGAAGAAAUACCAACAGCAGGUUAAGGAUAUUCAGCGAGAUCUAGACGACGCCCGACAAGCGAGAGACGAGAUAUCUGAGCAAGCCAAAGAAAACGAGAGGAAAGCCAAGCAGCUGGAGGCUGACUACUUACAAAUGCAAGAGGAUCUUGCUGCUGCCGAACGAGCCAGAAAGAGUUUAGAAUCGGAAAGAGACGAGUUAGCAGAAGAACUAGCGAGUUCAACUCAUCUCAGGGGCUCUGCUGCCGACGAGAAGCGCAAACAAGAUGCACGCAUCGCUCAACUGGAAGAGGAAAUCGAGGAGGAAAGAACUCAGAACGAACUGCUGAUGGAGAAAUACAAGCGGGCUAACAUGCAGAUGGAACAAUUCCAGACAGACUUGAACUCUGAGCGAGCUGCAUUACAGAAAAUGGAGAGCGCUAAGCUGACGCUAGAGAAGCAGAACAAGGACAUGAAGGUAAAACUAGCGGAGCUUGAAAGCCAGACGCGCGCCCGCAAUCGGAUGACCGUGCAAGCACUGGAGAACAAAUUAGCAACAUUGCAAGAACAACUUGAUGCUGAGUCCAAGGAGCGUUCAACCAUGGCCAAGAACAACCGCAAGCUCGAUAAGAAGUACAAAGAGGCAGUGUUGCAAGCAGAGGAGGAAAGACGACAUGCUGACCAAUAUAAAGAACAGAUGGAAAAGGUAAACACUCGUGUGAAGACCUUGAAGCGAUCUGUAGAUGAGGCGGAGGAAGAGAACACUCGACUCAAUGCCGCCAAACGCAAAAUUCAACGAGAACUGGAUGACUACAUUGAAGCGAACGAGGAAUUGACCCGCGAAGUACAAAGUCUCCGGAAUAGGCUCCGGGGCCGCGGUGGUGCAACAACUCGCAGUGGAUUCACCACUCCCCCAGAGCCAAGAAGAAAGUCCACCAGGGCAGAUAGGUCCGCCGACGUAGGGGACAAUGAUAUGGCACCUGAACCAGACGCAGAAUCAUAGAAUCCACCCCCUCUCCCUCCCUCCCUCCCCUCAGCCACUACCUCAUCCAGCUUCAAUUGUCUCUCUUUCAUUCUUAAAUUUAUCUCCAAAAGUCGUGACUAGUUCUUUUUAAUUUAAAAUUUGGUUUCAAUUGGGUAGUUUUUGUAAGGAAAAUAUUCUGUUUGUGAGAUAGUUCACCAUCAGCUUUCAUAGUACAAUAACUGUAUUACACAUUGCCGUGGCUUUGGAGUAUCUAAAUCGCCUCAUAAUAAAAUACGCUAAUCAAGCGAACGAAACUUUGUGUUUUCGGUCGUAGCACAAAAUCUCCGUAGUUGAAAUUUUUGGAAUACUUUGUGUCUUUUGUCAAAGUCUUUCUUAGUUGUGAUUUCUGUUCAGCUCUCUACCUCUGACUUGAGGAAAUUGCCAUGAUAGAAAGAUCAACAUGUAAAGUUUUUAGACAAAUUAAAAUAAAAGAACUGAGAACUAUUUUCAAUGAAAUUUAAAAUAGAGCCUUAUCUUAGUGAUCGCGGGAAGGAUAUGAGACCGGGGUAGUGGUACUUCAAAGUGUCCGGGACGAUCUGACAUAGUUGGCACGGAUUUCAGUGUGCCGUUAUUGAUCUUUAUUAACGUAAAAUUCAAGGAUUUGUGUUAUAGUAUAGUAGUUUUUCAUGAGAUUAUUGUGCAUGGAGUUUUGAUAUUUACAAUCCUUAUGACGGUUAGUCUCGUUUGCAGCGAGUGUUACGCUGCAGUAGUGUUGCGUGACCAAGCUUAUCGAUGCUGCAAAGGAGACUGUUUACUAAGAAGAGCUAACUUUUAAAUGUAAACAUUUAUAUUUGUGAUGUACUUACUAGUCGAUUAGUUACUGGAAUAAAAAGUGCAAGUCUGUUGAGGGUUUGCCGUGUUUGCAGCAAAUUACAUGGCUUGUCACGCAACUCUCGGUAACCAAGUUGUACUGUGAAGGCGGAGAAAGCUGAAACGGACUCUUGUGAGGCCUCUGAGAUAAACAUCCUAAAAUUAUCGAUAAUUUCUAUUUUAUAAGCUGCAAAAUUAUGGUGAUUAGAAUAAAAAUUUUGUUGAACUA